Messenger RNA from Nipponia nippon (crested ibis), 614 nucleotides. NCBI's taxonomy places the organism in Eukaryota, Metazoa, Chordata, Aves, Pelecaniformes, Threskiornithidae. The record is from RefSeq and is a predicted model, not a curated record.
AUGGCCGCCCAGGUGGCUCCGGCCUCCUCCGCCGGGGAGCCCGCGUCUUUCUUCCUCCGCCGUGGGCCUGGUGGCCGCCGUCCUUUCGCCGUGAGAAGGGAAGGAGCGGGCCCGCUGGGCUGCCUGCGGCGCUGCCGGCCGCCGGGAGAAGCUCAGUCUGAAUUUGAGGCGGAACUGAAAUCUGCUGGUGAGAAGCUUAUAGUAGUUGAUUUCUCUGCCACGUGGUGUGGACCAUGCAAAAUGAUCAAGCCCUUUUUCCACAGUUUGUGUGAGAAGUAUGCUGAUGUGGUGUUCAUCGAAAUUGAUGUGGAUGAUGCCCAGGACGUUGCUACACACUGUGAUGUGAAGUGCAUGCCAACGUUCCAGUUCUACAAGAAAGGAAAGAAGGUGCAGGAGUUCUCUGGGGCCAAUAAAGAGAAGCUGGAAGAGACCAUUAAAAGUCUAGCCUAAUCUCCGGCCAUGGAGACAUUGAAGCAUGACUGCUUCGGCUAAAUUAUAGCCUGUAACUUUUCUACUUAAAAAAAUAAAUCUAAACAAGCUAGCUAGGGUAUGUGGUGGAAACUACCCUCUUGAUCUAUGUAAAUGAGUACAAUAAAGUGUAAAUUCUUCACUUU